This is a messenger RNA of Ceratitis capitata (Mediterranean fruit fly), 536 nucleotides long. RefSeq names its product NADH dehydrogenase [ubiquinone] iron-sulfur protein 6, mitochondrial. Bases 61 to 453 code for a protein of 130 amino acids. NCBI's taxonomy places the organism in Eukaryota, Metazoa, Arthropoda, Insecta, Diptera, Tephritidae. The record is from RefSeq and is a predicted model, not a curated record. Gene Ontology annotation, biological process: mitochondrial electron transport, NADH to ubiquinone. The transcript is spliced from 3 exons.
UUUAUUAAAUUUCCUUCCAUUUAGUAAAUGCAUAAUUGGUUAUAAAAACGAAAACUUAUAAUGGCAUGCGUAAAACUAUCUAAUGGAUUGCAAAUAUUGAGCCGUAAUACUGCUCAGCGAGCUCUGAGCUCGUCCAUAGCCCAAGUCUCUCGCAACUAUAGCAAUACUCGCGGUGAUAUUGAAGAAACCACACACACUGGACAAGUUUUCGAUAAGGAUGACUACCGUAAUGUACGUUUUGUCAAUGCUAGACGUUAUGUGAAUGAAAAUUGGGGUAUCAAAUUGAUUGAUGAGGUACCACCAAUAGAAGUUACAGAACGUGUGGUUUAUUGUGAUGGUGGUGAUGCCAACUUGGGUCAUCCUAAAAUUUACAUCAAUUUAGAUAAGCCUGGCCCUCAGAUUUGUGGUUAUUGCGGACUUCGAUUCGUAAAAAAAGAUGGACACCAUCAUUAAACUACGAGUUGUGCAUAGUUAAAAGUUGAAAAUGGUUGGAUUGUAUUAAUUCGUAUAUGAGAAUAAAUGUUUUGAAACCUUAA